Messenger RNA from Lycium ferocissimum, 3385 nucleotides. RefSeq names its product putative pentatricopeptide repeat-containing protein At4g17915. The coding region runs from base 257 to 1639 and encodes 460 amino acids. The transcript has 3 exons. Lineage: Eukaryota; Viridiplantae; Streptophyta; Magnoliopsida; Solanales; Solanaceae. The record is from RefSeq and is a predicted model, not a curated record. Gene Ontology annotation, molecular function: protein binding.
UUUGAUAUUCUAAGGAUGUUUCUUCCCAACUGCAAUACUUUAAGGAUGUAGUUGACCUUUAAAACACACUUUAGGGAUGUUUUCGUCAAAAGCUCAGUCGAAAGUCUUUUGAAAUUUCCCGGUGGUCUUGCUACCGGCAGCGACUGUUCGGGUCAGCAAAAAUAGCGAAGAGAGCUGUAGAAUUUUCUUCUCAUUCUCUUGUUGGAUAACCUUCUGAUUAAGGAUUUCAGGUCUAAACUGUUGGAAUAGAAUAUAGAUGCGGAGCAUCAAGGAUAAAUUAUCAACAAGGUUAAUGAACGUUUGUGUAGCAUCUCUUUGUAAAGCCAAACAAUUGGAGAAAGCUGAAGUUGUUAUAGUUGAUGCCAAAAGAAUUGGAUUACAACCAGAUGUUGUCACUUACAACACAUUGAUUGCUGCAUAUUGCCGCUUUGUUGGCAUAGAUGCUGGUUAUUCCGUCCUUCAUAGAAUGAAAGAAGCUGGAAUUAAUCCUGAUGUUAUUACGUAUAAUUCUUUGAUUGCUGGAGCUACCAGAUAUUGCCUGUUAUCUCAAUGUCUUGAUCUGUUUGAUGAAAUGCUUGAGAUGAGUAUACUGCCUGAUAUUUGGAGUUACAACACAUUAAUGAAUUGUUUCUUUAAAUUGGGAAAGCCAGACGAAGCGUACAGGGUUUUUCAAGAUAUUCUUUUGAAAGAUAUUUCUGUUCCUUCAGCAACGUUCAAUAUUCUACUUAAUGGUCUGUGUAUGAAUGGAUAUACUGAGAAUGCCCUAAUGUUAUUUAGGAGUUUAAAGCGUCACGGAUUUAUUCCUCAGUUGAUAACUUACAACAUUCUUAUUCAUGGGUUGUGCAAGUCAGGACGAGGAAAAGCUGCAAGCAAGUUCCUCAACGAAUUGGUAGAAUCAGGUCAUAUCCCAAAUGCCAUCACUUAUACGACAGUAAUGAAAUGUUGCUUCAAAAAUAGACAAUUUGAAGAAGGCCUUAGAAUCUUCGCAGAGAUGAGAAAUAAAGGAUAUACGUAUGAUGCCUUUGCUUACUGUACAGUCGCAGGUAUGCUACUUAAAACUGGGAGGAUAACUGAGGCCAAUGAGUACCUGGGUUAUAUUAUUACGAGUGGCUUUAGCCUUGAUACAGCGUCUUUUAAUACCAUUAUUAAUCUAUAUUGUAAGGACGGUCAGCUGGAUAAUGCUUAUAAGUUGUUAUACGAGGCAGAAAAAGGAGGCUUGGAAUCUGACAAGUACACCCAUGCUAUCUUGAUUGAUGGCUUGUGCAGGACAGGUAAUUUCCAAGAGGCCCAACAACAGUUGAACCGUAUGAGUAUGACGGGCUUUGAUACUAAUUUGGUUGCGUGGAAUUCUUUUAUCAAUGGGUUGUGUAAAACUGGUCACUUGGAUUAUGCUAUGCAGACGUUUGAGUCAAUGGAUGCGAAAGAUUCUGUUACUUACUCUACCAUAGUCCGUGGUCUUUGCAAAGCUAGGAGGUUUCGUGCAGCAUCUAAGUUAUUACUAUCAUGUAUUAGAGGUGGCAUGAGUAUUCUAAAAACAGAUAAACGAAUUGUUAUUGAUGGUCUUCGUAGUUGUAGACUUAUGCAUGAAGCAAGGAAGGUCCAGUCUAAAAUUCAACUGGCUAAGCUUCUGCAUUAUUAAUAACGGAUGGUGCUCAACUUUGGCACUGAAGUUUUAACCUUAUUUAUUGGCUAAGGUUCUGCAUUAUAACGAUUGAAAAUUCUUAGGGAUAAUGGAACUGAGAAUACAACCUAUGUUAACCAGUUUUAAGUGGGUAGAAGUAUUCAAUCCUCUUGUAAGAGGCAAACCCAGUGGCGCACUGUCAAUUUGAGCAGACAAAUGAUAGCUUUUGGAGAUUCUCUUCCAGAUGCAGAUGGCUCAAGCAUAAAAUUGACCAGGAAAUGUUGUAGGAAGUCUUUGCUCAACUUACAAGACACAGUUGCUCUAUCUCCCAGGGAAGAACUUCCAACUGGAGCUGCACAACCUAGUAUGAGUUCAUAUAGGCAUACCGAGGUCAAUGCUACUCUCUGGCUAUCUUUCACAAUAUGUUAGUUUAUACAUUAAAGUUGAGCUGUGGAUUUUACUAUUCGAACCAUCAGACAACAUUCUUCAGCCUUCUUGCUGUAGAAGAAAUGUUGAAAAUUCAGGUUUGUCCCAACUGUUAGUUACUAUUGUUUUGAGUCCACGAUGUCUCUUCUCUUAUGUAACUAUCAUUUGGAUGGAUUAUUUUAGGUGACGGAGCAACUGACAUCUGUCCAGGUAUGUGCAUCUUCCAAGACCCGGUUUAGCCAGAAAGUUAGCAUGAACUUUUCUACUGUUGUGGAAAAUGAAAAAUUAUGAAUAUAAGCACUUCAUGAAUCAAGUGGAUCUUUUUUCAGUUUGACAUGGAUAAAGAAUGCAUCUAAAGAACCAGAAUUGGUGCACAGAUUUUUUGUCACUGGGGACUUUUGAGAGGGUGGCCCCUGGGUCGACGACGGAUACAAUCAUGUUCAGUCCAAAUAUGUGUCGACUUUUCUUUCGGAGGGUAUCUUCUGUUCUGAAGCUUAGACACUGACGUUAAACCCCUUCUAUUUGAUUUCUUGUAUAUGGUAUGUUCUCUCCUAACGUGGAUCUUCGAAACUCUAAUCAAUAAAAAAUCUGCUUUAUAAACUUGAAAGGGUGAUGAAUUUGAGGCAAAAAAUACUAAUAGUUGAUUUUUUCCAUUUGUUGAAGCCUUGGUGGACAGAGUUAUUCAGUAAAUGCGCAGGAGGUAGCAGUUUUUUGUGGAAUAAUCGAAGUGCGAGCAAGCUUGAUUCGGACACCACCCUCAUAAUAAAUCAAAAAAUGAAAGGUGACUCCUGCCUGCUGGUGGGAUGGUUUCUACUUUAGAUAUCACUUCUUGUGCUAGUGAAUUUAAAAGUUAAGGUUAAUGAGUGGUGAAUUGCAAAAGAAUGGGAUAGAUCAAUGAAGAAUGACAUCAGCUAUUGACCAAAGUGAAGAAAACGGUAGGAAAAAAGGUAGAGGGCCGGUCCAGGGCCGAGGAAAUGCAAAGGUAUUUUGGCAGAAUGCGGAAACAAGAGUCAUGUAAAUUAGUACUAGUAGUAGUUGCUCAUCUUGACAUAUCGACGUGCCACUGCUAUGGCUUUAGGUAUGGAAGGCGACUGAUUGUUCUGCCCAUUAUUAUUCUGCAUAUACAAUGAGGUGAUUGUGGUGGUCCAUUACUUUCCCUGUUCUCCUUUCGCCUUUUCCUGAAAUUUGCCUUUGCCUUCCCUUCUUUUCUUUCUCUUUUUCCUUUUCCUUUCUUUUUCAAAAUCUUUCUAUAUUUUAUCUUACUUUUAGCAGAUGUCUAUACCAAAUCAAUAAAUGUAAGACGUGCAUUUUUAUAUAUACAUUUAUCGUUUCACCGCA